This is a messenger RNA of Alternaria atra, 1383 nucleotides long. RefSeq lists its product as uncharacterized. The record is from RefSeq and is a predicted model, not a curated record. The transcript is spliced from 2 exons. Bases 1 to 1383 code for a protein of 460 amino acids. Lineage: Eukaryota; Fungi; Ascomycota; Dothideomycetes; Pleosporales; Pleosporaceae.
AUGGCCGUCGGACUCGGAGAGACUAUUACUGUGAUUAACAAGAGUGGAAAGGUAGUGAGCAGUAGCAAGCACAUCGUCAACGUCUUCAAGGAGGCCAAGGCCGCCUACCGCGAGCGCAAGGCGGAGAUCAAAGCCGAGCGCGAUGCUGUCGUGAAGGAGAGGGAGCUCGCCAAGAGCGUCAAGGCUAUCCGCGUCGACGACGACGCCCGCUCUCAGGUCUCGCACCGUUCCAAGGCUUCCAAAGCUCACACCCACCGCUCCAAGGCGCACCAUGACCGACCCACCAUGGAGCGCGGCUACAGCGAUAGCUUCUACGCCAACGACAGCCCGCGCAGCAGCAAACAUCGUUUCGAAGAUGACCUUGGCGGACACGACGCACACAAUAAGGAGAUAGCCCGCAGGAAUUCCGACAUGGCCGUCCAGCGCUCAUCCGAAAGCAAGAGCCGAUCCAAGUCAGUCGACAUGGACCUUUGCUACGGCGACGUGCCCCCGCCUCUGCCCGAGAAGAAGUACAACGACGUCGAGCUAAAAGAGAAGGCUUCCAAGAUUGAGAUGCUGUUGGACGAGGCCAACUGCCUGCAACAUACUGCCACCGCCAUGAUCGAGAACCUACAGAAGAACCCCGAGGCGCUCGCCGCUGUAUCACUCACACUCGCCGAGAUCAGUGCCAUCGUCGGCAAGAUGGGACCAGGCGUGCUCAUGACGCUCAAGGGCAGCUUCCCCGCAGUUGCUGCUCUGCUCCUCAGCCCCCAGUUUAUGAUCGCUGGUGGUGUCGCUGUUGGUGUCACCAUUGUCGCGCUCGGUGGAUACAAGAUCAUCAAGAAGAUGCAGGUCCAGAAGGAGGUCGAGGCACCAAUGCCGGCCACGUCUCAAAUGCCGCUACCCGUCCGUGCUGCCACCAUGCCCGCUGCUAUCGAGGAUUCCAACAACCAGCUCGACGAGCUUGAACCCCAGGAACUAAGUCGCGUCGAACUAUGGCGCCGUGGCAUCGCAGACGUUGAGGCCAACAGCGCUGGCACAAGUGUUGACGGUGAAUUCAUCACACCCGAAGCAUCGCGCACCCUUUGCGCCGCUGGCGUGCUUGACGAAGACGACCUCAAGUCCCGUCGCAGCACCAGAUCCAAGAGGACCAGCGACUCAAAACACAAGGAGCACAAGUCACAUCGUGCACCAAAGUCCGAAGCCAGUGUCAGGACCAGCAAGGCUUCCGAUUCCAAGCGUCAUUCCAGUAAGGAAAAGAGCGCCUCAAGUAAGGUUGCCUCAAGUAAAGUCGCCCCCAGUGUCUCCAGCAAAUCCGGCAAAGAAAGCAGCAAGACCAAGAAGAAGGAAAAAGAGCCUUCAGGCUUGAAGAUGUUGUUCCGCGCUCACACCGUUGCCGUUUAA